This is a messenger RNA of Aspergillus alliaceus, 390 nucleotides long. RefSeq names its product cytochrome P450. The transcript has 2 exons. Gene Ontology annotation, molecular function: oxidoreductase activity, acting on paired donors, with incorporation or reduction of molecular oxygen; heme binding; monooxygenase activity. NCBI's taxonomy places the organism in Eukaryota, Fungi, Ascomycota, Eurotiomycetes, Eurotiales, Aspergillaceae. The record is from RefSeq and is a predicted model, not a curated record. Bases 1 to 390 code for a protein of 129 amino acids.
AUGACCACCGCCCUCCGCGGCGCGAGACUACGCGCCCAAGCUUACCGCUUCAUGUGGGCGUUUAACUGGAACUGGUGGCUUGAUGCUGUAAAUGAUAUUCACGCGUUCGUGAACGCCAAUGUCAAGGCCACCUUUGCGGAGAUGGAUGAGCGCGACCGGCUACAGAGUGAGGGAUAUGCGGGUGAGCUGGAGGGUCUGCGCUCGCAGGUGUGUUUGAUUAUAGUGCCGAUGAAUGAUACCACUUCCAUGUUCAUCGCAAACUGUAUCUGGUACUUGGCGCGCAAUCCCCAUGCCUGGGAGAAGCUGUGUCAUGAGGUUGCGGCUCUGGGCGAGAAUGCACCCCUGACGUUUGACGUCUUACGGAACAUGCCGUAUCUUAAUGGGCUAUGA